Humulus lupulus (European hop) is the source of this 876-nucleotide messenger RNA. RefSeq lists its product as uncharacterized. NCBI's taxonomy places the organism in Eukaryota, Viridiplantae, Streptophyta, Magnoliopsida, Rosales, Cannabaceae. The transcript has a single exon. The record is from RefSeq and is a predicted model, not a curated record. The coding region runs from base 1 to 876 and encodes 291 amino acids.
AUGGUAAAGUCUACUGUUCAGUUUGGGGGGUUGCCCACAAAAGAUCCAAAUUUCCACAUAGCCAAUUUCCUGGAGCUAUGUGCAACAUUUAAGAUGAAUGGGGAGAGUGACGAUGCGAUUAGACUUAGAUUAUUCUCAUUCUCUCUACGAGAGCAGACGAAGAGUUGGCUAAUUUCACUGCAAGCAAAUUCUAUAACAACAUGGGAGGAAUUAGCCCAAAAGUUCUUAGCAAAGUUUUUCCCUCUAGCAAAAGUUGCCAAGUUGAGAGGGGAAAUCAAUAAUUUCUACCAGACAGAAGGGGAAUCGUUGUAUGAUGCAUGGAAAAGAUUUAAAGAGUUAUUAAGGAAGUGCCCACAUCAUGGUAUAGAGAAGUGGAUGCUAGUCCCUAAUUUUUAUAAGGGGUUGAAUUUUACUACUCGUACCAUAAUAGAUGUUGCAGCUGGAGGUUCGUUCAUAAGAAAUAGUGCUAAUGAGGCGUAUGAAUUACUAGAGGAGAUGGCAAUGAAUAACUACCAGUGGCCAACUGAAAGGGGACAAACCAAGAAGGUGCCUGGUAUGAUUGAAUUGGAUGCUAUUUCCAUGCUUACAAUGCAAGUGGGGGCUUUAACGAAUCAGUUACAACAAAGCAACUUGUCAGCCCAAACCAUGCAAGUUCAGAAUUUAUGUGGGGCAUGUAGGAGUGUUCAUCCAUUAAAUCAGUGUCCUGCAAUGGAUAUGAAUAAUAUACCUAUGGAACAAGUCCAAGCUAUAGGAAAUUUUCAAAUACCAACCAACAACCCUUUUUCGAUGUCAUAUAAUCAAGGGUUGAGGAAUCAUCCUAACUUCUCAUGGAAAAAUAAUCAAGCUGCACAACAGCCUUUCCCUCAAAUUCAGUAA